Phlebotomus papatasi is the source of this 15755-nucleotide messenger RNA. It is a transcript of the gene LRP1, whose product is annotated as low-density lipoprotein receptor-related protein 1. Lineage: Eukaryota; Metazoa; Arthropoda; Insecta; Diptera; Psychodidae. The record is from RefSeq and is a predicted model, not a curated record. Gene Ontology annotation, molecular function: protein binding; calcium ion binding. The transcript has 18 exons. Bases 534 to 14627 code for a protein of 4697 amino acids.
GUGUAAAUGUUUUGCAGUUUGUUCUGAAAGAUUUCAGUGUUGUGUGUGUUUUUCCGGCAUUAAAACACAUUUCACGGCUGGUGUCGGUUGUUUGAGGAGCGAAAAAUGGUGAAAAACUGCUGUCUUAAUAGCAGAAAGUUAUUUGAUGCUGUUAUCUUGUAGGUGAAGUGUGGGAAAAUGAGUGAAAAUUGAAGAAAAAGUUGAGCGUUGGGGUCAAAAAGUUCCUUGUUUUUUUUUCUUAUUGUGCGGAGCGUGCUUUUGUGUGCGUUGCAUUUUUCUCUUUGUCGUGUUUGUGUGUGUGUGUGUUGUUUAUAAAAUGAUGAAAAUAAUCGGUGCCACUUGACUUAAAAAAAAAAAGAAAAACAAGAGUAUGUGAGAAAAAAGAUAAUACAUUAGGUGAAUUAGAAAUUACAUAAAGUGUGUGACAAGUGGAGGCUUUCCAAGAAAAAUCUAUCUGAGAUUUUCCGAUAGAGACGGAGAGGCUGAAAAAAUUUGUCAAAUAUUAGUGAAAAAGAAUCAUUUCGAGAAAGAAAAUGCAUUGCAAAAGUUUUUUAUUCACUUUUUUCCUCUUCGCUGUGUUGUCUUGCACACGAGACACUGCGGAGGCACUAGAUGCCGGGACCACAGCUGAUACUCAUCCGGAAGUCACAACAAAAACAUCCACAUUUCGACCAAUAGACACAUCAAUUACUUCAUCAAAUCCUCCAACAUGUCCCCCAUCACACUUUGCGUGUCGCGAUGGAACAUGCAUUCCAUUGUUUUGGAAGUGUGAUUCAAAUACAGACUGUGAUGAUGGUUCUGAUGAACCACCUGAAUGUGCCCAUUCUUUGGGAUGUCUUGAGGGUCAAUUUCGAUGCACAGGCACACAAAAGUGCAUUCCCAGUGGGUGGCUGUGUGAUGGGGACUUUGACUGCGGGGUUCACAAGAAGACACUCAUCGCUGAUCAAUCUGAUGAGAACAACGAAAAAUGUGUUAACGUAACGAAAUGUCCACCUAAUAAGGUGGCAUGUGAGCCGGGAGUUUGUUUGGAAAUUGAAAAAUUUUGCGAUGGAAAGUGGGAUUGUGUCAAUGAUGAAUUGAAUUGCUCGAAGAAUCUCUCAAGAUGUGGAUCUCUCAAAUGUUCUUUUGAUUGUCGAGACACCCCUGAGGGGCCUAAGUGCUUUUGUCCACCUGGACAGGAGCCAAAUGGUACAGCGUGUCAAGAUCUCGAUGAAUGUAAAAUUGAGGGCACAUGUGAUCAACUUUGUACAAAUCUCCCAGGCAGUUUUCGCUGUUCUUGCGUAGCUGGAUACACCAAUAUCAAUUCAAGAUGCCAGGCUAUAAAUGUGCCAAAGGAGGAACCUCCGUCUCUAGUGUUUAUUACACAGAAAGAUCUUCGUCGAGUGGGAAUGAAUGGGGAUCUCUGGUCAUUUAAUCCUGUCUAUCCUGUACAGAAUCCAAUAGCACUUGAAUUCUGGCAUCGGAACCGAAGUGUUUGUCUUCUCAGUCCGUCCGUGGACGGUGUUGUGGAAUUUUACUGUCACAACAUUGAUAAUUUCAGCAAGCGAUGGCAGCUACCACUUCCCGAUGCCUAUCUCAAUCUCGAUACAGUUGAGCAGGUGAUGCUCGAUUGGAUUUCAGGCAAUUGGUAUUACUUGGAUGCUGGAAAAGAGAUUGUCUUUGUCUGCAAUAGUCAAAUGCAACAUUGCACGGUGAUACUGGAGAAAGACAUGAGAACGGUGAGAGGAAUGGCUAUUGAUCCAACGGCAGGAUUUAUCUUUUUCACAAAAUGGGGCAAUAAUCCGGCAGCUCUGGAACGAUGUCUCCUUGAUGGAAGCAAUCGCACAAAACUCGUAACGCACAAAAUAGUUUAUCCAAAUGGCGUGACUCUGGAUCUGGCCAAUAAGCACGUGUACUGGGUGGAUACGUACAUGGAUUUUAUCGAAAGGGUGAAUUACAAUGGGCAAAAUCGCUGGAGCAUUAAGAAACAAUCCACUGAUAUGACACUCAUUCAGUCUCUGCAUGGCAUUACGAUUUUCGAAAAUGUUAUUUAUGUGACUUCUUGGAAGAAUCACACGGUAAUUGCAUUGGACAAAUUUACCACAGAGGCUCGUGUACUUGUGGCAAAUUCUUCAGUUCCGGUGAGUAUUCAUGUAUUCCAUCGCCAAAGGCAACCGGAAGUAUCUCAUCCGUGUCGCGAGAGAAAUGGCGAAUGUCAGCAUCUGUGUAUUCCGCUUUGGAAGAAGAAUGUGGCCACAGCUCAGUGUCUCUGUGCUCCGGGAUAUCGCCUGAAGGGCCGAACUCAGUGUGUUCUGGUCAAAUUCUCAUCUUUCUUGGUCUAUGCCCGUGAACAACCUACAAUGAUAAAGGGCAUUCCCAUGAAGAAACAAUCUACAAUACAGGAUGCUAUUGUGCCCAUUGCCAAUAUUGAAUGGCCAGUUAAUCUGGAUAUUGGAGUAAAGGAUCAGGUGAUUUUCUUUGCGCACAAAGAUAGAAAAACGCACACAUUCACGAUUGAAAGCCAGAAAAUUGAUGGAACUCAGAGGAAAAUUAUCAUGGGAAAUAUAACAUCAUGCAAUGGAAUAGCUUAUGACUGGAUGGGUGGGAAUCUCUUUUAUACUGAUUCCACCUUCAAUUUGAUAUCAGUGGUGAAGGUGGCAGAUCCUCCAAUUGCCAAAACUCUCAUCAUAGAUGGAAUCGUUCAUCCAGAUGCAAUUGUUGUGGAUCCCCAGCGUGGAAUGAUGUACUGGACAACGUGGGUUGUUAAUGGGUAUAUUGGGUCAAUUCAGAGCGCCUGGAUGGAUGGGACACAUCGUGAAGUGUUGGUACAAUCCAAUUUGCACUGGCCUACGGGAUUAACAAUUGACUACCGAGGUAAAAAGUUGUACUGGUGUGAUCCCAUAAUGCCACUGAUUGAGCGAGUGGACUUGGAUGGGAAGAAUCGUCAAUUGCUGUACAAUGGCAUGGCUGAACAUUUUUAUCCCCAUUCAAUGGCCUUUAAUGGGGAAAUGAUCUUCUGGACGGACAAUGUUCAGGGCAAUAUUCGGAGUCUUGUGCUCAAUGGUGGCGAUGUGCAAGAUUCUGGAGAACCUUUGUUGUUUGAGAAGAGUUUGUUAGGAAGUAUGAAGAUUUUUGACAAUUCCAGUCAAACUGGUACAAAUGCCUGCACAGAUAAUAAGAAUUGUCCAGGAGUUUGUUUGAUGACACCUCAGGGAUCUGUUUGUAAAUGUGGGGAUGGUUUUUCUCUGAAUGCCAGUGGAACAACGUGUAUUCCGAGAGAAAAUUAUGUUCCACCGACAGAUUGUUCCCCUGGCUUCUUCCGGUGUCGCUAUCCGCAGCAUCUCUGCAUUGAGGAGAGAUUUCUGUGCGAUGGGGACAAUGAUUGUGCUGAUGGCAGUGAUGAAGCUGUUGGACUUGAUGGGCCAUGUUCAGCUAAAGAGCAUUGCAAUGUAACAGCAGGAUAUUUUCAGUGCGAUGGCAAUCGCUGCAUUCACAAUUCCACAGUUUGCGAUGGUAUUGCCCAUUGCAUCGAUGCGAGCGAUGAAGAUACUAAACUCUGCCCGAGUAUCAAGUGCACUGACAGUCAGUUUCAGUGCAAGAAAAGUUUGAGGUGCAUCCCAAAUAUUUGGUACUGCGAUCAACAUGCAGAUUGCGGUCCUGGGGAUACGUCAGAUGAGCCCGAGGACUGUGCAGAAUGUGUGGAGUAUGAGUGCCACAAUAAGGUUUGCGUGUCCUAUGAGAUGCUCUGCGAUGGCUUCGACAAUUGCGGAGACAAUUCCGAUGAGAAGGGUUGCAUGAAGGAAUGUCAAUUGGGAGAGAUUUAUUGCAUGCCCAAAGGAUGUCUCAACGAAAGUCUUAUCUGUGAUGGCAUUGUCGAUUGCUUUGAUGCCAGGGAUGAACAACAUUGCGACAAUGUGACUUUGAGUGACAACAAGACAAUUCGACCAGAAGUAACGUGCGGUCGCGAUGAAUUAAAAUGCCUGAAUGGGAUUGAAUGCUAUGCAAAACACUUGCGUUGUGAUUCGGUAUAUGAUUGCUUGGACAAAUCAGAUGAGCUGAAUUGCACAACAAUCAAUCGCCGUCCGAGUUUCAAUGAAACAAUCAAGUGUGAAGAUCCAGACAGAUAUUGCCAUCGGGACAAUACAUGCAUAAGAGUUGAACAACUCUGCAAUGGUGCUGUGGAUUGUUCUGAUGGGUCCGAUGAGGGAUUCCGCUGCAGUGAGAAACUCUGUGACUAUGAGAAUGAAUGUUCGCACUUUUGUCACAAUGCUCCAGAGGGUAUUGUGUGUUCAUGUCCACCUCAUAUGUUCCUCUCUAGCAAUGGCCAUCGGUGUACGAUGGAACAUGCAUGUGAGCAUUGGGGAACGUGUUCGCAGAUUUGCGUGCAGAAGGACAAGAAGUACAUGUGCCAGUGCCAUGAGGGCUUUAUGCUGCAAUUUGAUAAAUUUUCCUGUCGCAGCACAAACAAAGAUUCUCCCUAUGUGAUCUUUAGCAAUCGCCAGGAGAUCCGUGGAGUGGAUCUCAAGACACUCGCAGUGAAAAAUUUCUAUUCAGCCUUGAGGAAUACCAUUGCUCUUGACUUUUACUAUGGCAAUGAUUCCGUACAGAUUUACUGGACGGAUGUGAUUGACGAUAAAAUCUACAGGGCAUCCCUGGUUGGGGAUUCCUUGACUAAUGUCGAGGCUGUUGUUCAGUCGGGACUGUCAACGGCUGAGGGUUUAGCAGUGGAUUGGAUUGGAAUGAAUCUCUACUGGGUGGACUCGAAUUUGGACCAGAUUGAAGUGUCAAAGGUUAAUGGGCGCUUCCGCAGGACUCUAGUAGCCGGAGAUAUGGAGAGUCCUCGGGCUAUAGCUCUUGAUCCACGAGAUGGACUUCUGUUCUGGACGGACUGGGAUGAAGUAUCACCGAGAGUGGAAAGAUGCUCAAUGGCAGGAGAGUACAGGAAGACAAUUAUGCAGGUGCAACAAAUUCAGGGAGCCUGGCCCAAUGGCCUUACUCUGGACUACCAUCAGAGACGAAUCUACUGGAUUGAUGCUCGAUCGGAUUCCAUUCACACGACAAAUUACGAUGGUGAGGAUCAUCAUCUGGUGAUACGAGAUCAGGAAAUUCUUUCGCAUCCAUUUGGUAUUUCACUGUUUGAGAAUCAUGUCUACUGGACAGAUUGGAGAACGAAUUCUGUGAUUCGUGCCAAUAAGUGGAAUGGUUCGGAUGUUGCUGUGAUUCAGAGGAAGCUAACCCAACCAUUUGGCAUUCAGGUGCUCCAUUCGAGUAGGCAGCCUGUCGACGGGAAGAAUCCCUGUGGAGAGAAUAAUGGGGGAUGUUCGCAUUUGUGCUUACUGAGCACAAAUGGAACUUUCAGGUGUCAGUGUCCGCAUGUGAUGCGUCUGGAUAAGAAUAAUCGAACGUGCAUUCCCAAUGAGCAAGUUUUGCUCUUUGUUACGGGAUCUGAGAUUCGUGGGGUAGAUCUGUAUCAGCCAAAUCACCAUACAAUUCCCACAAUUAGUCACACCACUCAGGUGUUGGCUCCAGCAAAAAUUGACUUCUUGGUUAAUGACAGUAGGCUGUACUGGUCAGAUGUUCAGCUCAAUGAGAUUAAAACUUCGGGGCUGUCCAAUGGACCCAUUGAAACAAUUCUCGAUACUGAUAUUCCACUGCCAGUUGGAUUUGCCAUUGACUGGAUUGCCAAGAUAAUGUUCGUGUCGUCCGGAAGGACGGAAUGUCGAAUUGUGGCAUGCAAUCUUCAGGGUGAAUAUGUCACGGAGAUUCACACAAAACUGCCUACUGUGACGAGUAUUGCUGUUGAUCCUACGCAUGGGAAACUCUACUGGUCACAGGGAAGUGUCAACAAUACUCACAGAAUCAUGAGGAGUGCCAUGGAUGGAAGUAAAGUGGAGAUUGCUACUUCCACGGAUAAGAGUAUUGACAGUCUGACGAUUGACUAUGAAAGUAGGAGGCUCUACUACGUUUUUCCACUUGUGGGAGCCAUUUAUUACUUCGACAUCUUGAGGAAAACAACUCAUGAAGUCCUUGCGAUGCAGAAUCCCCAAGUUUACGUUGGAAGUGUAACAGUUUAUCGUGAUAACAUUUACUAUGCCGAAAAUUCCGACAAUACCAUCCGGAAAUGUGACAAAAAUCAAUGUGUCGAGAGUGAGAUAAUAAGAAACAAUACAGCUGGAGUUCAUUCUCUGCGAAUGUUCUUCCCAGCUGCUCAAACUGGCACGAGUUCGUGUGCUAAAAAGGUUGCUGCAUGUCAGCAUUUGUGCCUGGCCACUGGGCAGUUUUCUAGUGAAUGCAAAUGUGCCAUUGGAUACCGGGAAGAUCCGAAAAAUCCCUCAAGAUGUGUGGGAACUGAAGAGUUUCUGCUGUACUCACUGAGCUAUGAGCUCAAAGGGUUACCGAUCUUUGAGAAUAUCGAGGCAUAUGAGUCAAGUGGGGAAAAAAGUGUCUUAGCACCAAUUUCGAGAAUUUCUCUGGCCGCUAGCAUUGAUUACCAUGCCAUGAGUGAUUUAAUUUUCUGGGCAGAUAGUGAACGUGGUACAAUUACCAAGAUUCGACGUGAUGGUACGGGAAGGGAAGUGAUUCUGCAUCAAUUUGAUCUACUUGAUAGCAACAAUAGUGAUUCUCCUUCGGGAAUUGCUGUAGAUUGGGUGGCUCAGAAUAUUUACUGGAGUGAUGAGAAGAGGGAUUUGAUUGAAGUGGCGAGGUUUGAUGGAUCAUAUAGAUAUGUUGUGGCAGCAAAUUUGAACAAACCAACAGCUCUGGCUGUUGAUCCAAAGGCUGGACUCAUUUUCUACACGGGUGACCAUCAAAUUGGCAUGAUUGGAAUGGAUGGAAGUUCAUCAUUUGUCUUGUACAAUCAGUCAGUGGCCGAUUGCAAUAUCUUCCUGGAUAUUGACAAUCAAGUGGUCUACUGGGUGGAGAUGCAGACGGGAAAAGUGAAGAGGAUGGAUUACGAUGGACAUCAGGUUACCACUCUCAUUUCAGAAGGACUUACAAAUCCCGUAGCUGUUGCAAUUGCAGACGGAAAACUCUUCAUAGCUGAAAGUAUUCAUCAGAGGAGCACUAUCAAAGUAGCUCCGCUGUCCAAUCUCACGGAUAUCACCAUUAUUCGAACGGAAGCUAGCAGUUUGAGAGAUUUAAAGGUUUUCAGUCGACACGUGCAGAAAGGUACAAAUCCGUGUGAAUUGGAUAAUGGCGGUUGUCAGGAAUUGUGUUUGUACAAUGGUUCUCAUCCAGUUUGUGCAUGCUCCCAUGGGAGAAUCUCAGCUAAAGAUGGGAAGUCGUGCGAAGAUUAUGAGAAUUUCUUGAUUUACUCCCGCAUGACUUCCAUCGAGAGUAUUCAUCUCACUGAUCACACGAAUCUCAAUGGGCCAGUUGCAAAGAUUCAAAAUUCCACAAUGAUGAAGAAUACAAUCGGAUUGACGUAUGAUUAUCGCCGUGGACGAAUUAUUUAUUCAGAUAUCCACUCUAGCACAAUAAAUUGGGUAAUGUUCAAUGGCACAGAUCAUCGAAUGAUUGUUAAUAAGCAGAUUUCCGUGGAAGGAUUGGUAUUUGAUGAUCUGAGUGAUCAACUGUUCUGGACGAGUAAUAUUGAUGCUUCAAUUCGAUCCAUCUCAAUGAGAAAUAUUUCCUGGGAUCAUCCAGCAAAUAAUACAAAUCUCGUUAGGAUUGUGAUGAAGCUGAAGACUGGAGAUAAACCCCGUGGAAUUUCGGUUGAGAGUUGCAUGUCAAUGGUGUAUUGGACGAAUUGGAAUCAAGUUACACCGUCCAUUCAGAGAGCCUACAUUUCCGGAUAUGGCCUAGAAAGUGUCAUUACCACGGAUAUUCGAAUGCCAAAUGCCAUAACACUUGACUACGAAGCUCAUAAGUUGUAUUGGGCUGAUGCUAGAUUGGACAAAAUUGAAAGGGCUGACUAUGAUGGGUCUCAUAGGAUUGUCUUGGCCCAUUCAACACCAAAGCAUCCCUUCUCAAUGGCUGUCUAUGGAGAUCUUUUGUUCUGGACAGAUUGGGUACUGCAUGCUGUUAUCCGAGCUAACAAAUACUCAGGCAGCGACGUUGUGUAUCUGCGGAAGGAUAUUGGACGACCCAUGGGCAUUGUGGUUGUCCAAAAUACCACUCAAGACUGCUCAGCAGACCCGUGUAAAGUUCUCAAUGGUGGCUGUGAAGACCACUGCAGUGUCGAUAAGAAUCUCAAAGUGAAGUGUGAGUGCACAAGAGGUCGCUUAGCACCAGAUGGAAAACGCUGUUUACCAGUAAAGUCUUCUUCUUGUCCACCGGACAAUUUUGUGUGUUCUUCUGGAGGUUGUAUUCCGUUCCAUUUGACUUGUGACUCAGUUCAUCACUGUCCGGAUGGUUCGGACGAACAGACGGCCUACUGUGCCUUCCGCAUGUGCCCCACGAACUUCUUCCAGUGCGACAAUCACAGGUGUAUUCCACAAAAUCAAACUUGCAAUGGUGUUCAGAACUGCGGAGAUGGCAGUGAUGAAGCUCACUGCAAUUGCACCGAUGAACACUUUAGAUGCAACACAGGACAGUGCAUUCCAGCUAAAUACAGAUGCGAUGGUGAUCCUGACUGCCCUGAUCUUUCGGAUGAAAUCAACUGUGAACGUCGGAGUUGUCAUCUGAGUUCUCUGACCAAUUCCGAAGAUGUUCUUCAGUGCGAGCACACGACGGCCUGCUACAUGCGUUCCUGGAAAUGUGAUGGUGAAAAUGAUUGCUGGGAUGGAAGCGAUGAGAUGGAUUGUCCAGUGACGGAGAAGCCAACGUGCCCAUCGGACAAAUUUACAUGUCCCAAUGGUCAGUGUAUUGCUCUGGAGUGGCGAUGCGAUGGCGAAGAUGAUUGCAUGGAAGGGAUUGGAAUGGCAGCUGAUGAGAUGAAUUGCACUCAUCGCUGUCUGCACAAUCAGUUCACGUGCCAGAAGGACAAUUCGUGCAUUCCGGCAUCGUGGCAGUGCGAUGGGCAGCCCGAUUGCACGGAUGGAAGUGAUGAGGGGGAACACUGUCGGCAAACGUCAUGCCCGGAACAUGGUUUUCUCUGCAACAGCACAGGGAGGUGCAUUUCGCAGAUGUGGGUAUGCGAUGGAGAUCGAGAUUGUGCUGGGGGGGAAGAUGAGGCACCAAUUAGGGAUUGUGGUGCUCCGAAUUCUUGCUCAAUCUUUUCAUUUUAUUGCAAAACUGGGGUAUGCAUUGAUAUGCAGUAUGUCUGCGAUGGUGACAUUGACUGCGAAGAUGGGAGUGAUGAGUUGCCAGGAUGUACGCCAGGAGCAUUUGCCCAUCCUGAGUGUGGACCUGGGAUGUUCAGGUGUGCCAAUAGGAAGUGUAUUCCGAAGAAUUUUACAUGCGACUACCGGACAGAUUGCGAAGAUGCCAGUGACGAAGAUCCGGAAAUGUGUGAGAAUUCGGAAUUCAAAUGUGUUGGAUCUAAGCAUUUCCGAUGCGAAACUGGGGCUUGCAUUUCUGAAGCUGAUCUCUGCAAUGGACGCGAUGACUGUGGAGAUUUCAGUGAUGAACUUCCGUGUGGCGUGAAUGAGUGUGAAAAUAUUGAAAUGCCAAAAUGUGCUCAUAAUUGCGUUGAUAAGAAAGUUGGAUACGAGUGUACGUGCAAUGAAGGCUUCCGGGUGAGUACAAUUGACAGGACACUCUGUGAAGAUGCCAAUGAAUGCUACGAUCGACCAUGCAGUCAAAUCUGCACAAAUACGUACGGAUCUUACCAUUGUUCCUGCAUCGAAGGCUUCUCGAUGCGCGAUCGGAACAAUUGCAAGGCAGACACUGAUGAGGAACUUCGUCUCAUCUUUUCCAAUCGCUACUACAUUCGCGAAGUGGAUUUGUCCGGGAAGAUGACUCUCCUGGUGCACAAUCUGUCGAAUGCUGUGGCUCUGGACUUUGACUGGAAGACUCAGUGCUACUUUUGGUCCGAUGUGACAGUCACUGUGGGGUCAAUAAGACGAUGGUGUCCAAAGGAAAACCGUACAGAUGUCCUGCAUCAGUCACUGCUGCAGAAUCCUGAUGGAUUGGCGGUGGAUUGGGUGGGCAGGAAUUUGUAUUGGUGUGACAAGGGACUGGAUACAGUUGAAGUGUCCACGCUCGAUGGGAAGUUCCGUAGGGUGUUGAUAGGGGAGAACUUCAAGGAUUUGCAGGAACCACGGGCAGUUGUGCUGGAUCCCUUCAAUCGGUAUCUCUACUGGACAGACUGGGGUGAUAGGCCGCACAUUGGGAAAGCCGGAAUGGACGGAAGCAAUCCUAAAAUCCUCAUCAAAGAUGAUUUAGGAUGGCCCAAUGCACUAACAAUCAGUUUUGAGACCAAUGAAAUCUUCUGGGGCGACGCUCGUGAAGAUUUCAUUGCUGUCAGUGAUUUGGAUGGUAAAAAUCGCAAAGUAAUUCUGUCUCGGACAAUCAAUCCGCACGUUAAUUUGCAUCAUGUAUUUGCAAUUGCUGUUUGGGAAGAUAGAAUUUACUGGACAGAUUGGGAUACAAAAUCCGUGGAAUACUGUCAUAAGUACUCAGGAACGAAUUGUUCAACUCUUGUUCACACAAUUCAUCGUCCCAUGGAUAUUCGUGUGAUUCAUCCUUAUAGGCAGCGUGAGGUGAAAGACAAUCCUUGCCUCACGGCAAAUUGCUCAACACUGUGUCUCUUGGCACCAAAUGAUGCUGGCUAUCAGUGUGCUUGCCCGGAUAAUUUCUAUUUGGGAUCCGAUGGAAAGUCUUGUAUAGCAAAUUGCACAGCUUCUCAGUUUAACUGCAAGAAUACCCACAAAUGUAUUCCGUUUUAUUGGAAAUGUGACGGAAUGGAUGAUUGUGGGGAUGGAAGUGAUGAACCUGGAAAUUGUCCGGCAUUUGCCUGUGUACCUGGGCAGUAUCAGUGCACAAAUAACAAAUGUAUUCAUCCGAGUUACAUUUGCGAUGGCACGGAUCAGUGUGGAGAUGGAUCCGAUGAAACAAAUUGUGACAAUUACGUUUGCUUCAACACACAAUUCAAGUGUCCAAGAUUUGAAAAUAUUACGUCACAUUGCAUCGAAGGGACAAAGCGCUGUGACGAGAAAGUUGAUUGUUCGGGUGGAGAAGAUGAGAAAGAUUGCCCGGCAAAGUCGUGCUCAACUAAUCACUUUCAGUGCGCCAAUGGGAGAUGUAUACCCAAAGUGUGGGUUUGUGAUGGUGAUAUUGACUGUGUCGAUGGCAGUGAUGAACGAGAGUGCAGACGCCGAGAAUGUCCUUCCAGUGAAUUUAGAUGCAAAUCCGGAAGAUGCAUUCCACAUUCUUGGCGCUGCGACGGUGAGCGUGACUGUCCGCAGGGUGAUGAUGAACCGAGUGAAUGUGGCCUUUCUCAGCCAACUUGUGAGCCUCUUCACUUCCGCUGCAAUAAUUCCAAGUGCAUUCCAGCACGCUGGAAGUGCGACUAUGAGAAUGAUUGUGGGGACAAUAGUGAUGAAGUGAAUUGUCAGAGUAGAAAUUGUUCAGAAUCGGAAUUCCGAUGCGGUGAUGGAAGAUGCAUUCGGGGCAAUCAUAGAUGCGAUGGUGAAUUUAAUUGUGAAGAUCGCAGUGAUGAAAAAAAUUGUUCAGUGACUUGUGCUAAGGAUCAGUUUCAGUGCCUUGGAGCAGCUCUCUGUAUUCAUUCCAGUCACAGGUGCGAUGGAGACGAUGACUGUAUCGAUGGCAGUGACGAAAUGAAUUGUGAUUGCUUACGUACGGAAUUUCGGUGUCGCAAUGGACGGUGCAUUUCCAAUCGCUUCCGCUGCGAUGGCUGGAAUGACUGUCUCGAUGAGAGUGACGAAGAGUUAGCUGCAUGUGCUGUAUGUCACCAAACUGCCUUCCGGUGUCGCAAUCACAAGUGCGUGAGUCGUUCGGUGCUCUGUGAUGGUCACGAUGACUGUGGCGAUGAGAGCGAUGAACAGAAAUAUGUAUGUCAGGAGUUGCACAAAUGUCUCCCACAUGAAUUCCGCUGCUCCAGCGAUGGGGCAUGCAUUGAGCGGACUUUUGUGUGCGAUGGUCAACCAAAUUGUCCCGAUGCAAGUGAUGAGAUGAAUUGCCGAGAGGCAGCUUGCAGUUUUGGGGCUUGUUCGCAGGUGUGCCUGGAGAAGAAGGCUGGCAAUUACAGUUGCAAAUGUCUGCCGGGAUAUGUCAAGGGACAACUCAAAAAUGAUACUUGUCGUGCCACGGGCAGGGAGAAAUUCCUCCUGAUUGCAGCAGAGAGUGAAUUCCGCUUUUUGGCACCUGAAAAACCCGAUGGGAGUCUCGUGAUGGGAUUUGCCCUCCCACCAACAUCCAGGAUUACAGCUUUUGAUAUUCUAACCACCGAAACGGAUCUCAUCAUUUUCUGGAUUGAUUCCUACAAUAAUCACAUCAUGAAGCUCAAUGCCAAGGAAUUUGUGGUGGACAAGAAGAGAUCUUCCAAGCCCUAUGAUUCCAAUGCAGAAAAAAGCAAUUCGAGAGUCAAAAGGGAUUCAGGAGAUGGAUUGGUGAUUGUAAAUGGAUUGGGAAAGCCUGUGGCAUUGGCAGUUGAAUGGAUAACUCGUCGUCUUUAUGUGAUUGACGCUAAAAUUAAUACGAUCAUAACGACAGAUCUUGAUGGAAAUGGAUUAGUAUCACUUGUGUCUACUGGACAUGAUCCUAUUGACUUAGUUCUCGAUCCAGCCAUGCGACAAAUGUUCUGGACAACAAGUUCAGUCAAUGGAAUCCUCACGGCAGGUCUCGAUGGAACAGGCAAGAGGAUUAUUGUGCCAUUGGAGUAUCAGUGGGCAACGAGUUUGGCCCUUGAUUAUGCUACCAAUCGCCUCUACUGGACAACUCACAUUGGCGGAGUUGAGAUGGUCAAGCUCAAGGGAAUGGACAAACCAGUUGAACAUCAUAUUAUUUGGGGACUGAUGCCAGAAAAGAGUCGCGCCAAGAAGAUUGAUGUCUUUGAGGAUUCAGUCUACUUGACACUUCACAAUCAGACAAUUGUGAAAAUUAGUAAAUUUGGCCGUGGAAAUGCAACAGUUCUCUUGAGAGCUAAUCACAGAAGUGCCACUAUUCGAAUGGAACAUCCACUGAAGCAGAAUUCAAAUACUUCCAAUCCAUGUCUUCAGCAUCCUUGUCGCAUCAACGUCACUUGCCUCCUUUCGCCAACAAAUUCAGCCGAAAGGAAUUGUGUCUGUUCGGACGAUAUGUUGAAAAAUGACGAAAAUCCUGAGUCAAUCACUUGCACGGCACUGGAGGAUCUUCCUUCAGUUUGUAAUCUACCUUGCAAUUCUGGAACGUGCAAAUUCGAGAAUGGAGAGUCCAAAUGUUCCUGUCCACCUCAAUAUACUGGAGAAUUUUGCGAACAUUAUCGCUGUUCUGGUUACUGCAAGAACAAGGGCAUGUGCUACAUCGAUCUAAUUGCUGCCAUUCAGAGUAGAGACAAUGAACCGCCACCGUUACGAUGCAACUGCCCCAGUGCCUGGACGGGCGAGAGGUGCGAAAUCAGUGCGAGUAUGUGCAGGAAACACUGCCACAAUGGGGCAGCGUGUAUCGAUGGCGGAAAGAAUGGACCACAGUGCAUCUGUGCUCCGGGUUUUCAAGGAAGUCGCUGUGAAUACUGCUCUGAUCUAAUGUGCGACAAUGGCGGUGUUUGCCGAAAGACGGUGAAUGGGGUCAGCGCCUGUGACUGUCCAGAUCGUUUCUCUGGUAGAAUGUGCGAGAUAGACUCAUGUGCCAACUAUUGUUCGAAGAAUGGCAAAUGUCAGAACUCCAUGGCUGGCCCAGUCUGCAGCUGCAAUCCGGGUUACACAGGGGCUAAGUGUGAAUUCCCAAUCUGCGAAAAGUGCCAGAAUGGCGGAGUUUGCAGUGGGAAUGAGCAAACAGGAAUUCACUGCAGUUGUCCUAAGAAAUUCACUGGAGAAUUUUGUGAAGUGGACAUUUGUGCAGAGAAUCCGGAGCAUGAGGUCUGUAGUCCAUUGAGUUGUGGUGCCAUCUACUGUCAGAAUGGAGGGACAUGUCUUUCGGAGAAUGGGACAGUUGUGUGUAAAUGCACUAGCGAUUGGACAGGAGAUUCUUGUCAGAAAUUUGUCGGUGGAGCGGAAUGCGACAAUUACUGCGGGAACAAUGGUCUUUGUCAGAUGGAUGCGCAAAAUCAACCUGUAUGUAUGUGCAUUGGUGACUGGACGGGAGAGCGAUGUAUGACACCGCCGGAUUGUCGAGGAGCGUGCGGAGAGUGUGAACCGGGAAAUUCGAUAAAUGAAUGCAGAUGUGCCAGUGGAUUGAUUCAGCCGUGCCGUGAGAUUUUUACAGUGGCAGAAAAGUCCACGAGCGGUACUGUUACGGCUCUUGUAACAAUACUCAGUAUCCUAUUUGCCCUCUUUGCCAUCUUCCUGGUUAUCACUUUGGUCCUCCGACGUCGACGCAUUGGGCAACCUUUUUCCCAUGCUCGACUCACGGAAAAUGUUGAGAUUACCAAUCCAAUGUAUUUGGGUGAUGCUGAUGAUGGGCCAGUGUUUAUUCAGGAGGAAGAUAAGGGGCAUUUUGCCAAUCCGGUGUAUGAAUCAAUGUAUGCCGGAUCGGCAGGUGGGAAUGCUUCGGGGGGUGCUUCAAGUGGGGUUGGAGGGGGCUCAGAGGUGUCACAUGUGGCGCCAGAAGAGAAGAAGGGACUUCUUCAGCAUACUCAAGAUGAAACAUCCAAUCAGGAUAUUCUAUGAUCCGUGCUCAGUGGAUCUCCUCCUACGGAGAUCCCCAAAAGUUCACCCAAAAAAUGUAUAUAGAGCUCAAUGGCUGUUUUUUAAAAAAAAAAGUUUUUUUUUUAAAUGUUUCGUGUAAUUAACACGAAGGUAAAUGAUACAAAGGGGGGACACUUAAGGAAAUUCCCCGUUGAAAUUUCAUCCAGAAAUUUCCCGAGAUGAAUGUGAGACUUCCAGAAAUCAUGAAGAUCGAAUCGCCAUUUCCGUAAGUUCAAUCCUUUUACAAAAUAUAUAUUUUUGAGAUUUUUUUUUAAAUACUGAGCAAUUGUGCCAUGUCCAUGACGUUUUUUUCUCAAUAUAGCAAGGUAGAUUUUUUAUUAGUAAUUGUGGAAAUUCUGGAGAAAAUGGAGGAAAAUCCAACACAGAGAAAAAUUAUUUGUAAAAAAAAUUGUCAGUUUAACAAAAGUUUUGUUAAAAUAUUAUGUGCAAAUUUUUCCAAUGCAUAGAGAAUCUCAGUUAUCAAAGCUUAUUUUGACUAAAAUAAAAACAAAAAAUGAGCUUUUUUCAGAUAAAAAAUUAAUUAAUUUUACAAAUAAUUUUUCUCAGUGUAUAAGGUCCCAAUAUGUUAAGUGAUCAAAAUACUUCUAUUUAGAAUGUGAGAUUAUUUUUUUCCAAUUAUAUAUACUUUAUGGAAUCGUUUGUGAAUUUUUUGUAGUGUUAACAUGGUAAUGAUAAAUUCUUAUCAUUGCACAUUUACAUUUUUGAACGAAUUAAGAAUCUCUUGUGCAGCUAAAUAUCCAAAUGUAUUUAGGGCAGAUUAAAAAAAAAGAACACAAAACUAACAAUGGUGCAGCUAUAAAAAAAAUUUUCCAUCCUUUUCAUGUUUCUCAUAAAAAAAAGAAUCUAUUUAGACGAAAUAUUAGUAAAAAUAAUGAUCUAUCUGCGUAAUUUUUAAAAGAAGAUUAAAAAAAAGAUAUUUCUUGGAAAUAUUGAAGUGCCAUUUUGAUUUAUUUGUGUUAGGAAUCCUCACAGUGAAAUUACCAUAAAGAUGAUGUAUGUAAUGUUUAAGACAAUAUAGGGCAAAGUUUUCAAUAAGUCUAAGACUGUAAUUUUUAAAUAAAAACAAAAUAAAGAAAGCAGAUUAGUGAA